Molecule: messenger RNA, 1313 nt
Organism: Camelina sativa (false flax)
Lineage: Eukaryota; Viridiplantae; Streptophyta; Magnoliopsida; Brassicales; Brassicaceae
Source: RefSeq, a predicted model, not a curated record
CAUAACUUUGAGAGACCCCGAAACGUUUUCUUUGGAUCUCACUUACAAUGGCGACUAAAAAUGAUACUUCUUCAGUAAGUUCAUCAUCAUACGAGUCUUCCUCUGACGAAGGGGAACAAGUAUCCACUCCAUCCGGACCAUCGGCGACUACUCUUACUAAAGCCGCCUUGGGCUUGCAGACGAAACCUUCCCCGCCUCAAGAAGAAGAAGAGCACUGUGGUGAACAGAGCUCCGAGGAGGAUGAGGCUUCCUCCGAUUCUGAGCAAGAUGAGCCCACCAAGGAACAAACUCCUUCCAAAGCCGAGAUAGCCAAGGAGAAGAAGAUCUGUGUGUCCUCCGAGGAGGAAGAAGAGAGCUCUGAGGAGGAGGAUGAGGCUUCCUCCGAGUCCACGAAGGAACAAACUCCUUCCAAAGCCGAGAUGAUAGCCAAGAAGAAUGAGAUCUUUGUCUCCUCGUCUGAGGAGGAAGCAAAAGAGGACAAUAGUGAAGAAGAGAGCUCUGAGGAGGAUGAGGCUUCUUUGUCUAAGGAAGAAGUUCCCAAAAAGAAAGAAACACCUUCCAAAGCUGAGAUAGCUAAGGAGAAGGAGAUCUAUGUUUCCGGCAAGGCACAGAAGCGUGUGAGUGAAGGUUCUUCCUCUGAAGACAUGAAUGCUGCAAAGAAAGUGAAAACGAGUGACAAGAAGCUGAUCCCUCCACGGUUUUGGACCGAGGACGACGAGGUGCGUUUGCUUGAAGGAAUUCUUGAAUUCCAAUCUGCUAAAGGUAAAACAUACACCAAAGACAAGGAUGGAUUCUACAACUUCAUCAAGAAGUCUUUCACCGUUAAGGCUACUUUCGCACAAUGCAUGUCAAAGAUUUCAAAACUUAAAACGAAGUAUGGGAAGAGAGAAGAAAAAGGUAAGAAACCGUCUGCUUUGAAACCUCUAGAUCUUAAAGCUUUUGAACUGUAUGGGAAAAUUUGGGGAAACUCGGUACCAGGAUCGAAUGCUGCUGAAGAUUCAAGGAGUGACGGGAUCCAGAAGCUGGAAGGUGAUCAUAAGGAUGUGAUGAAUCAUGGAAAAGGAGGAGAUUGGUUUAGCAACUCGUUUUUGCUUCCUAUGGUUACUCAUCUUGGCAGGGAUGAAAAUGAAGUGAAAAUGGAUUGGGGUGGGGUUUCAGAAGAGAAGAAGAGGGAAAUGAUGGACCGAUGGAGAGUUUUGAAGACCAAAGAUAACGAAAUUCUCUUACAAAAAACAGCCUUUGUGGAUGAUAUUGUCUCUCUUAUCCAUCGUUGAUGCAUCAUCAUCCCAUUAGAUGCAACAUGCCUCUUUUUU